Messenger RNA from Cyclospora cayetanensis, 1503 nucleotides. RefSeq lists its product as uncharacterized. Lineage: Eukaryota; Apicomplexa; Conoidasida; Eucoccidiorida; Eimeriidae. The record is from RefSeq and is a predicted model, not a curated record.
AUGAUUAUUGCCACAAAUGACGCGAAAUGGCACUGUGUUGGAUCUCCCAAGUUAGGCAGCGCACUAAGUGGGGGAAAAACGUUAUCCACAUGUGAACAGCACUCUACAUGUCUAUCUGGAUCGACCCAAGCCCUUUUGGCUUUGAAAAAGGUUUCCCAAGACGUCAUCCGCGGUGAGAAUGGAGGUUUAGAUUCAUCUAUCUCAUGGGUCACAACCAACCAGUCAUGAGUACCUCCAGCUAGCGCCACGAAGGGAAGACUGACUGUUCUUUACGACGAUGCUCUACAUCAGCAAGAAAUAGCAGACAACUUUAUCCAUGUGGUUAAUCAACGCUGCUCCCCAGUUUUUGAGAUACUUGCUGCCUUAGCGGAAGCCCUGCGUGGUGAAUGUACCCAUAUGUUUCCCGUCAUGAACAAUGCCUUAGAAGGGCUCACAAGAGAAGCCAUGAGGGUGUCACAAGUGUUUGAGAGGCUGAAUGCCACUCAGGAGGGGCGGGUGGAGGAAAGUGAUAAACUCCGCCGCCAAGUUGGCACACUUCGGGAUGUUCAGGCCAAGCAUCAGUCAGAUAUUGAACAAAUAGAGGAAACCAUCGAUGCAUUAAAGCGAUCCAUUGAGGAAAAGCAUAAUGGAAAGAUAUAUGUGGAUUCGACAUCCCAACCCAUUAAAGAGCUCCUUCAGACGCAUGCAGAGUGUCUUCAGAAGAAUGACGCUCUUCGUCAUGAGAUUUCCGCGUUGGCAACAGCAAAUACGAGCCUUGAAGAGAUGCAAAAAAGGGAAGAAGCGUCGCUGUGCCUGGUGAGGGCGCAACUGGGCAGGCAGAGUUUCUGUCUUGAGUUACUGGCAUCGCGUGCGAGUGCAAAUGGCGCAGAAACGAAAGAAAUCGAAGUGGAAAAGUCUGCGCAUCUUGCAGCCGAGGCUAAGAAGCUCAACGAAAGAGUGCUUACUCUGCACUGUGCUGCAGAUGCCGCCAAGUCGCGUAUGGCUCUGAGGCAAUCAGGUGCAGCCAUGGCUUGGCCUUCACAGGGCAAUCAAAUCUUGAUGUUUGCUGAGGAAAUGCAAGUGGUCUACCACUGCGAGCAACCGGCAAGUGCUGUGGCUGCAGCAGCCACAAAGGCAGCAGUUGAAAAGUUGCAAGCUGGUGGGGGCAACGGGACCUCUGAAAUCGCAACUUCAAAUGGCAUCAAUGAGGAUGUCUUAUUGCAGAAUGCAUGGGAACAUUCCGCUGCUCAGUUGGAAGCUCUUAAAGAGCGAACAACAGACGAACUACGCGAAGCGCCGAAAUGGGGAGAGUUGCUGGCCGACUUGGCUCUCCCGACUUCAACUAGAAGAAAAGAAAUUGCUGAUGAGGAGUUGGCAAUUUGCGACGAACGCUUUCGGCGAGAAGUCCAGAGAAUGCGAGCGCAGCAUGAAAAAAAAUUAGAAUCCAUGAAAAGCCAGCUGGCAAAAAGUCUUUGCCGGCUCGCAAGAUCCAAUGCAGGCGGAUCCUUGGGUAAUGCGUGCUAG